Molecule: messenger RNA, 725 nt
Organism: Oreochromis aureus
Lineage: Eukaryota; Metazoa; Chordata; Actinopteri; Cichliformes; Cichlidae
Exons: 2
Coding region: 64-705 (213 amino acids)
Source: RefSeq, a predicted model, not a curated record
CAGAUUCCAGAAGAAUCCGGAACAGUAGAAGGACUGAUGCUGAUCGUUUAAUCGAAAGUAAAAAUGUCCACAGUGGAGUUUCUGAUAAACUUUGUCAACGAGCGGCUGUCUGCCGCCGUGGAUGAAAUUUUCACGGUGUUUGAAAACACGAUCGUCAAAUACGAGCAGGACAUCGAGCGGCAGCGCAGGUUGCUGGAGAGCUUCUGGAAGCCGGAGAUCAAGCUCCACAGGAUCGACCACCCACAGCUCCACAUCACUGCAGCAGAGAAGGUUCCUCCUAAAAAGCGUCUCUGUAACCAGGAGAGGAACUGCAGCCUGAACCCGGAGGAACCAGGGCCUCCUCAUGUUAAACAGAAACAUAAGAAACUGUUGUCCAGUCAGGAAGAACCAAAGCGUCCACAGAUUAAAGAACAGCACAAACUCAGGAGAGAGGGAGUGCAGUCGGCACUGAAGCAUCACACCGAGAGCUUUAUGGUGACUCCUGUUUAUGAGGAAUGUAGGGAACAGGAACCAAACGACAGCCAGAUCCUCUUUCACAACUCCCCAAACUGGAGUCCGGUAGGAAGGAAGCAUGUGAGGUCAGGAUCGGCCGCAAACAUGGACGUGAAACAAAGAAAGAAGCGCAGAAGAAAGAAAAGUGACAGAAACUGUGUAGAAAACUCUCACACAUCCAAGAGUCAGCAUAAAAAAGUCUGUAAAAUGUGAAGUGGGAAAAAAAAAAAAAA